CUGUUCCAAAGGCCGCGUGUUGUUAUAAGCAAAUUUCCACCUGCAGCGUGGCUUUUUCAUUGGCUGAAACCACAGUCAGAUUCUCCUGCGAAAUUAUCUGAUUGAAAAUCAGGGAGGGGAGAAAGGGCAGAGCAGCAAGGGUGAUGCUACACUGCUUUGCUUUUCUAACUUUAAGAAAGGAUUUUGUGAAGCAUCAAGACGCAAACGGACAUCGAGAGGAGGAGGAAAUAAUAAUCAUCAUCAUCAUUAUCACCAUUACGGCGCGUUUGGGUUGAAGAAGCUCUUCAGUUAAAGGAUCAACAUGCCACGAUCAUUUCUGGUGAAAAACAAAAGGUUCACGUCCUAUAACGUUCAUCGAUUAUACGAAGAAGAGCCGAAGGCCUCCAUGUGUGCGGAAGUCCCAGCAGAAGUUGGGAUCCCGGAGUCCUCAGACAGGCCUUCUUCAGAGGAGAAGCGUUUCCCUGCAGACUUCUGCUCACUGGGACAGAAGGAGGCAGAGCCACAGUGUCCUCUACCUGUUCACCCACAGCCAACCACAUCUCCUGUUGCUCCCACACAACCAUACUACCUGACUGAACCUCACGUGGCUGAGUAUCCACCUUUCUACAAGCCAACAUAUGCCUGGGAGCCGGUGUCCUCAUCCUUCAAGCUUCGUCAGCUGAGUUUCAGCCCCACAGUGCUGCAGCACGCCAGCAGUCUCUACGACAGCCACAUCAGCCACAGUCCCCCGCAGCAGCCUCUGGACUGCAGCACACACUACUCCCCCAACUCCAGCACCUACCACUGCAUCACCUGCGACAAAGUGUUCUCAACAUCUCACGGACUGGAGGUUCACGUGAGGAGGUCACACAGUGGAAUGAGACCUUUCGGCUGCAGCAUCUGCAGAAAAACCUUCGGUCAUGCUGUCAGUCUAGAGCAGCACAUGAAUGUCCACUCCCAGGAAAAAAGUUUUGAGUGCAAGAUGUGUGGGAAAUCUUUCAAACGCUCCUCCACUCUCUCCACGCACCUGCUCAUCCACUCCGACACGAGGCCGUACCCCUGUCAGUACUGCGGGAAGAGGUUCCACCAGAAGUCCGACAUGAAGAAACACACAUACAUUCACACAGGUGAAAAACCCCACAAAUGCCAAGUGUGUGGCAAAGCCUUCAGCCAAAGCUCCAACCUGAUCACCCACAGCAGGAAGCACACAGGCUUCAAGCCGUUUGGGUGCGACAUUUGCUCAAAGGGCUUCCAGAGAAAAGUGGAUCUUCGCAGGCACCACGAGAGCCAGCAUGGCAUGAAGUGAGGACGAAACCAGCGCACGAGCAUCUGUACAUAAUAGAUUUAUAUAUUAAAACAAUAGUUUUAUAGAAAUGUCAUCUAAAUAUGUGGUGUAUUUUAGGAAACUGUGAAUAAUUCUGCCUGUUCCGCUUCCGAAAUGUAUCAUUUCAAAGAUUAAGAAUGGGAGAUGUGCUGAUAUCAUUUUGAUUUAUGAGCUGUAUAAAACUGUGAGAAUUUAACUUGUGUUUUUAAGGUCAAGAUUGUAGCAAUUGAUAAAUAAAAAUUGAUUAUAAAAGCUGAA
Cololabis saira (Pacific saury) is the source of this 1561-nucleotide messenger RNA. RefSeq names its product growth factor independent 1B transcription repressor (gene gfi1b). The record is from RefSeq and is a predicted model, not a curated record. Bases 302 to 1285 code for a protein of 327 amino acids. NCBI's taxonomy places the organism in Eukaryota, Metazoa, Chordata, Actinopteri, Beloniformes, Belonidae. The transcript is spliced from 7 exons. Gene Ontology annotation, cellular component: nucleus.